Molecule: messenger RNA, 2279 nt
Organism: Erigeron canadensis
Lineage: Eukaryota; Viridiplantae; Streptophyta; Magnoliopsida; Asterales; Asteraceae
Exons: 2
Coding region: 91-2160 (689 amino acids)
Source: RefSeq, a predicted model, not a curated record
GGAUAUAUAUUUACAACUAGAUGUAUCGGAUCCAUAUAUUCCUUCAUAUAUACAUACCAAGCAAGUUACAUUCUUCCCUUGUCUAAAAAGAUGGAUAUGACGGAGGAGAAGAGAUUCGAACCCAAGGACGCCAUGCCAUGGGUGGGCAUAUACGUUGCAGUAGCAUCUUUGGUUUGCACUCUUGCGAUGGCAGCCGAUGUCUUCCAAGGCUUUCGAAAAUGGAAAUUGUGGUUUCCAAAUAGGUUUUUCACUCUGAAUACAGCUUCAAUCACGCUUAUCGCAAUAGCAAUGAAGCUGCCAGUUGAUCUAAAUGUUGAUCUCGAGUCUCCUUACGGAGAUUUCUUUGCCAAGCUUACCAGCAUCUUUUUCUUGAUCACAAUGUUAGCGAAUUUUCUACCCUCUUUAGGGCUUAUGGGUGACAGAGAACUUCUACUUAAUAUGGUAGCAUGGGGUAUCCUUAUAGUCACCAUUACAGCAAAUAUAUGGAUCCAAAUAAUUGGACGUCUAUUUGCUAUGAGUGUAUCACUUCUUGUGAUGAUUCCUCUUUUAUGGGUGUUUUCGGUAGCAUUGACGGUUCCAGCUUCUAGAAGAAUUCUAGAACAAAGGUACAAGGAGUUGCAGAGAUCGGAAUUCAAUCAACAAGAGAUAAAUUUCUCCUACAAGGAUCUUAUGAACAAUGUUAAAAAGUAUUGGAUGAUGGCAGAAACAGGUAACCCACAAUUUGUGAUUGCAUGUUCACAAGUGUCUUCUGUUUUUGGGGUUAUUUGCUUACUCCUUGCACUCUUUGCUUCCCUUUCACUUAUUUUUGUGAAGGAGCUAUUUUCUGAUAAUUUGAUACCUAUUGAAGCAUCAGAUUAUAAGUGGUCAUUAAAAGUAAUUAUUAGCGUUGAUUUAGUUGGGAUUGUCGUUGGUAGCAUAGCGCCAAUUUUUAGAUGUUUGACGAGCUUCAGUUAUUUCAGCCUCUCCAUAAAAUGGAGCAUGAACCAUUUAAACGUGUUCAAAGUCGAGAAACAUUGGACCCAUAUGCUUCAGGAGUGGAAACACAGCCAUGUUAGUUCACAUAUCCCAGGACGUGGAUGCAAAAAAGUUUUCCUUGUUUUGAGAAACAUGCUUCUAAACUUUUGCAUAGCACUUCAAUUAACAGUUGUGGUUGUGUGCAAAACAAUAUGUCUAAUUACAACAAUUUUAUUGAUCACGUUAUCAUGUUGUUGGUAUAUCUGCAAGUCUGUGUGGAAAAUGUUCAAAAAGGAACCAAAUGUAUCCGGCAUGGAUGGGAGAUCAGAGAUCGAAGAAUAUCGGAAGUAUGUUAUACAAAUUGAAGACGAUGCAAAACUUUCAGAAAGAAAAUCUACAGGUUUCAAUGGAGUAGUAGAGUUUGACAGUGAGCAAGUACCAUCUUCAGAAAAAAUCCAGAAUUCCUGGAGCCUAGUAACACUGACACUGACAGCCAUCGUUAUAGCACUUCCUAACAUAGCCAAGGACCAUGUCAAGGGGUUACUUGAAGGCAUGAAAGAAGGUCUCCAAAUUGUAAGACUUGUCGAAGAAAGCCUCAAUUCAAGUGAUGAAUUGGUGAGAAGAGCAUCUGGACGUGUGGGCACAGAAGUUGACUUAUACAAAAGGUGGCUAGGAUUCAAUCUUCGGAAGAAGGCACGUGAAGGAAAAACAUCAAAAGAAAUUCUUCAAUGGUUGCGUGAUGAAGCAGGGGAAAUUGUGGAAGAUUUUAAAGACCUCAAAAAUGUCAGUCUACAUCCCUCAUUUCAUAAGUUCAUUGCUGCGAAAUCCAUGUGCAGAAUCACCCAAACUUUACUGCAUCGGUACAACAACCAAUUAUAUUGGCCAACAGAUAACGAAGUUUUUGAGCAGGUAUCAACAAUAAUUGCAGAUAUCUUGUAUGCUUGCUUUACCAACUUACCACGUGUCAUAACCAUGAAGUGUCAUCACGAUGCAAUAGAGAAAAGGCAAGACAGUAUCCGCACGGCAGCUCAAGUUCUUGGUAAAUCGAAAGAGAUCUUAGAGAUCCUGGAAUCGCGCCAACUUCCUAACCUAGAUAUGGAUUCUAUGGCGUACCUAGAUAAGUGGCAUGCACUGCCUAAAAGUCAAAUGCCAAAGGGUUGUGCUUCUGCAAGUUCUAAUGAAUCACACAGUGUAACUAUCAUGUAAUAAUGAUUUACACUAGUAUUCUCUAAUAUUUUACGAAUACCACUAAUUAUAUAUGGAAUAAUGUACCUGUAUCUAUUUCUACUUGUUGGUAAUAGCAUUACUGUCAUCUAUUGUCGUCA